Cavia porcellus (domestic guinea pig) is the source of this 2988-nucleotide messenger RNA. It is a transcript of the gene Lasp1, whose product is annotated as LIM and SH3 protein 1. The transcript is spliced from 7 exons. Bases 165 to 950 code for a protein of 261 amino acids. Gene Ontology annotation, molecular function: actin filament binding. NCBI's taxonomy places the organism in Eukaryota, Metazoa, Chordata, Mammalia, Rodentia, Caviidae. Gene Ontology annotation, cellular component: focal adhesion. The record is from RefSeq and is a predicted model, not a curated record.
UCCCGUGUUUAUUAGGGGAAGGAGGCGGAGGCGGAGGCCAGUUCCCCAGCUCCAGCCGCCGCGUCUGCACUGUUGCAGCCGCGGUUGCCGCCCGCCCGCCAGCCCCGGGUCGCAGAAGGCGCGCGAGCUCGGGCGCCCCCGCCCCAGCCUCUCCAGGAGCCAGCAUGAACCCCAACUGCGCCCGGUGCGGCAAGAUCGUGUACCCCACGGAGAAGGUGAACUGUCUGGAUAAGUUCUGGCACAAAGCAUGCUUCCAUUGCGAGACCUGCAAGAUGACGCUGAACAUGAAGAACUACAAGGGCUAUGAGAAGAAACCCUACUGUAACGCACACUACCCCAAGCAGUCCUUCACCAUGGUGGCCGACACCCCGGAAAACCUUCGCCUCAAGCAGCAGAGUGAGCUUCAGAGCCAGGUGCGCUACAAGGAAGAGUUCGAGAAGAAUAAGGGCAAAGGCUUCAGCGUGGUGGCGGACACCCCCGAGCUCCAGAGAAUCAAGAAGACCCAGGACCAGAUCAGCAACAUAAAGUACCACGAGGAGUUCGAGAAGAGCCGCAUGGGCCCCAGCGGCGGCGAAGGUGUGGAGCCUGACCGCAGGGACGCACAGGACAGCGGCACCUACAGGCGGCCCCCAGAGCAGCAGCCCCACCACAUCCCGACCAGUGCCCCCGUUUACCAGCAGCCGCAGCCACAGCAGCAGCAGCAGCAGGUGACCCCGUCCUACGUGGCCCCUGUGGCCCCCGGCUCUGUACAGCGCAGCACCCCAGGCGGGGGUGGGAAGCGGUACCGGGCCGUGUAUGACUACAGUGCUGCCGACGAGGACGAGGUCUCCUUCCAGGACGGGGACACCAUCGUCAACGUGCAGCAGAUCGACGAUGGCUGGAUGUAUGGGACCGUGGAGCGCACGGGUGACACGGGGAUGCUGCCAGCCAACUACGUGGAGGCCAUCUGAGCCCCUGUGCCCCCGGCCCUCCGCGCAGCCAGUCUGCGUCCCCUGGCGGGGUCCGCUGUGUCCUCGUGUGCUCUUCUGUCUUCUAAGGUCUGCACUGCCCUGUGUGUCCCCACCUCCUCCAGCUGCUUUGGCCUCAUUCUGCCGCUCGAGGGCGCCCUCUCUGGCCAGUUCCCCUCCACCCACCUCUUGGUUUUCUCUCUGGAUGAAAGCAGGGCUGGGACUGUGCCACCUGAGAUUGAGAUGGCCUCUGCUGUCCUGGGCCCCCAGGUGCUCUCUGUGCAUUCCUGGUGGGGACCCCAGGUGGGCAGCCCCUCCCUUUGUCCCCAAGGGGCUGCUGACGAGCCAGGGCGCACCCUCCCUGCUCUCCACCACCCUGGGCCAUGGGAAGGUGGGGUGUCUGCCCCAGGGUGCACUGGUGCCCCCAGGUGUCUUCCUGCUGCCCUGGAGAGUUGCCCGGCUGCCUUGGGAGGGGGACAGAGAGCUCCAGGUCAAGUCUUAGGGGCAGCUGCAGGAAGGCUGGGGGUUGUGCUACCCCCACAGCCUUGUCCUCCCACCCGUCCCCAAUCCUGGGGGACUCCUCUGACCUCUUCUCCCAACCCCUCCCCUGCCCAGUGCCACGAGGACCCAGACAUGUCAGGAGCCACCAGGGACCUGAGUGUCUCCAAGAUGUCAUGGGGGGCAGAGUCAGUGGUGCCCCUCUGUAGGCACCGGGCAGGGAGAAGGCCAUCCUGGCCAUAGGUGUGUCCUCUUCCUGGCCCAGAAGGACCCGAGUCACCCAUGCUGGUGGCACCUUGGACCAACCCUACCCCCACCCCACCCUUCCAGCCUCCUAUGUAGCAAAGUGGGGCCCAGGCUCCCCCCCCCCAACCUGGAAGCAGGUUUCUGGAGAGGCGGGAGGAUGGUGCUACCCUGAGUCUUCUCUGCACCUGGGCCGGGACACUCAUGGCCUGGCUUCGUUCAUCUCGAGUCCCCUGAGUCCCACCACAGCUGGCACAUGGUGCUGGGGACCCCAUGCAGGCCCCCUCAUGCUCAGCCUUCCCCACCCCUGCAGGCCUAUAUCCCAAGGUGAGCAGCUGGUGUCACCCUGGGGCUCUGCAUGGGGGUGGGGUUUGCUCACUGAUUUGGGAAAAGUCACCCGAGUUUGAGGAAACCAUCUUGCUCCUGGCUCCUAGCCCAUGUUGGGGCAGGGGCCGUCAUUUUAGGCAGUUUUGGGGGACAAAGGGGAAAUGCUGAUCCAUUCCAUUUCGUCUUGAUCUCAAAGCACAACGUGGAUUUGGGGACCAGAGGUCCUAGACACAGGACUUGGGGUAGGGGUGGAGACACUGCCCUUCCGAAGGACCAGAGGGGCUGGCGAAUUCCAGCCUUCCCCUCCUCGUCAAGAGGAGCAGCUGCCCUGUUUCCUGCCCUAAGAAGGGGACGUGUGCGCCCGCAAAUAGAGGGACCGUCACUGGCUGGUGCUGAGGGAUCCAGGGCCCUUCCUGGAACCGUCCACCCUGGGCAUGGAAUCGCAGGCUGGGCAGAGCCCUGGUCUCUGGGACGGAGCUCUGUGAGCCACUCGUCACAUGGCCAAAGAGGCCUGGAGCUAGAAUGUGACCAUGACUUUCGGGACUAAUCCCCCGUGGUGACACCCGUGGGCUCUUCCCCACGGCGUCUCCUGGUUUCCCCGCUCACAUCCCUCCAGGGAGAACUUAGCGCUUCGUUUCUGCCUUUCUUUUACAUCAUGCACUUUUGGGCCUUCUUUCCCUUUUUUUUUUAAUAGCUGGAAAAAAAAAAGCCCCUCCCCACGAGCCUGUAUUUAAAAAGAAACCAGUGACCCUGUGAGAUUCGCCUCUGUCCAGGCAUUUCAUCUGUGUGUGUGUGUGCAGCGUCCGCCUGUCCUCCAUGGGGUUGUCCUCUUCCCGGUCUGUCUGGUCCCCUCCCUCGUGGGCUUGUGCCCCAAGUCUGGUCUUUCAGGCCUGUUAGGAUUUUGAACAUUUGACUUGAACCACAAGUGAAUCUUUCUCCUGGUGAUUCAAAUAAAAGCCUAAUUUUUACCUGC